This is a messenger RNA of Bathycoccus prasinos, 1908 nucleotides long. Its product is annotated as beta-amylase. The transcript has a single exon. The record is from RefSeq and is a predicted model, not a curated record. Gene Ontology annotation, molecular function: beta-amylase activity. Gene Ontology annotation, biological process: polysaccharide catabolic process. NCBI's taxonomy places the organism in Eukaryota, Viridiplantae, Chlorophyta, Mamiellophyceae, Mamiellales, Bathycoccaceae. Bases 1 to 1908 code for a protein of 635 amino acids.
AUGUUAGAGGACGGUCGGCAUGGCGUGAAAAGGGAAGAAGGAAGAGGAGGAGGGUCUCCUGCUGAUGACAAUACUAAUACCAACACCAACAACACGUCGUCGUCGUCGUGGUCGUCGAAAAAUGCAAAAGGAAAGAAGAGCGUUCCCGUGUGCGUGAUGUUGCCUUUGGAUUUAAUUAACCCAGACUCUGGUCGAUUUUUGGACGAAACGAAAGAGAAGUUAUCGAUACAGUUGGAAAAGCUGAGAUCUGCGAACGUGAGUUCAGUCAUGAUCGACGUGUGGUGGGGGAUCGUUGAAAACGAAGCGCCGGGAAAAUACAAUUGGGGUGGGUACAAAUCACUCAUCGAACUGAUUAUAAAAUCAGGCUUGAAAAUACACGCGGUGAUGUCGUUUCAUAGUUGCGGAGAAAACCCGGGUGACGGAGAUUUCACCGUUAAUUUACCGCAGUGGGUUUGUGAUUACGCGCAAAGAGUUGACGAGAAUAUAUUUUAUUGCGACUCCAAGGGAACCCGAUGUAAGGAAUACAUAUCGUUAUUCGCGGACGAAACGCACAUCGGCACACCGCUCGGCUUUCAUCACGAAAUUCGCAUGUUUCACGACGCGACGAUGACACCACUAGACGCUUACGAAAACUUUAUGCGCUCGUUCGCCAAUACGUUUCGCGAGUACAUUUUGAGUGGGUCUAUUCUCGAAAUUAUAGUCGGUCUAGGACCGUGCGGUGAACUUCGGUACCCUUCGUACUCAACGUCAACCUCAAAUUGGAAGUAUCCAGGAAUUGGCACUCUGCAAUGCUACGACGAACGCGCUCGAAUGUCGCUCGCGCUACACGCGAGUAAGUCUGGCGUCCCAAAAUGGGGGGACCCACCUAAAAAUUUGGAAGUUUUGAUUAAAGUUGGAGAAAAUUACAAAAACGAGACGAGCGUGGACGACCUCGUCAACGCAAAACCGAAUGAGACGCAGUUUUGGACAAACGACGAGUCGACGUUGAAAAAACGCGAUUUUGACGAUCACGAACAGUGGGAUUCAGCGUAUGGUUGGUUUUUUCUGUCUUGGUACUCAAAAGAAUUAAGUCUACACGCGGAAAGAGUUCUAACUCGCGCGAGAAAAGCAUUGGAACACGUUUUAAAACCCAUCGGAGAUAAUCCCCUCGUAGACGGUAAGAAACCGAAACGAAUUUCUUACGAAACGUUACGGUACGAAGUCGACGUGGACGACGACGACGACGGCGUCGACGGCGAUAACGAUAAUAAUACUAAUCAACAAAAUAGGAUAGAUGGAGGACAAAAACAAGAGCAGUAUCGUGCGGAGUUGUCGAUGAAACUCGCAGGCGUUCAUUGGUGGGCGAAUACUCGAAGCCGAGCGGCGGAGUGCAUUUCGGGAAUGCACUGCUCCUCGAGAACGUCGAGAAAUCCGAGAGCUGGAGUCGGAUACGAAGAUAUCGUUAAGAUUUGUGCAAUGCUGGACGUUAAUUUGACGUUCACGUGUUGUGAGAUGAAAGAUAAUGAGUCCAACGAAGCAAGGUCUCGGAAUUUGCACUCCCCGACGAAGCCGGUGCCGGCGCUCAAUACAGGUGAAAAUGACGAGUUGGAAGACGGAUCUGCGCCUGAAUAUCUACUCAAGCACGUCUCCAGCUUGUGUUCGCUCUAUGGAGUGCAACUUGAAGGAGAAAACGCGCUUUCUCGAGUCGAUCAAGAGGCGUACGAGACCAUCACAAAACACUGCAAAGGUGGGUACGCCGUUGAAAUCAUUCGAGAAGAUGAAGACGGUUCGCUCACCGGUGAAGUUUCCAAAGUGUACGUCCCAGCGAUGAAAUCGUUCACUUAUUUAAGACUGCACGAUGAGCUCAUCACGGAUGAAGACAAUUUCGAGCGUUUCAAGCGCUUCGUUGAAAACAUGAGUAUGAUAUAG